Melitaea cinxia (Glanville fritillary) is the source of this 795-nucleotide messenger RNA. Its product is annotated as chymotrypsin-2-like. Bases 1 to 795 code for a protein of 264 amino acids. Gene Ontology annotation, molecular function: serine-type endopeptidase activity. Gene Ontology annotation, biological process: proteolysis. Lineage: Eukaryota; Metazoa; Arthropoda; Insecta; Lepidoptera; Nymphalidae. The record is from RefSeq and is a predicted model, not a curated record. The transcript is spliced from 4 exons.
AUGAUGAUUUUACAGUUCCCAGCUGAAGAUGACAUGUCAAUCCUUUUGGACCAUACGGAUUCCUCAGCCCGUAUCGUCGGAGGGUCACCCGCCGGUCAUGUUCCUUACAUGGUAGCGCUGACCACAGGUGCAUUUGUAAGAGGUUUGCUUUGCGGUGGCUCCUUGGUCACUUCCAGACAUAUCUUGACCGCUGCCCACUGCAUUGACGCUGCUAUCUCCGGAAACAACUUGGUCAGUUCUCUUCGAGGUCACGUCAACACCAACCGCUACGCCAGCGGUGGUACUUCGUACUCGGUCUCUCGGCACAUCAUUCAUGAAAGCUACAACUCAAUUACUUAUAAAAAUGACAUCGGUUUCCUAGUCACUUCCUCCAACGUGGCAUUGUCGAACUCAGUAUCUCUAGUAGCUCUGAACUUCGAUUUUAUCGGUGCUGGCGUCGGAACAUCUGUCACCGGAUGGGGAAGAAUCAGGACUGGUGGUUCAUUGUCUCAAGUACUCUUACAAUUGAGUGCAACUGUUGUCGAUGGAAACUUCUGCAGAACUCGUGUCGCCCAACGCGCUCCUGAAAUCGGUGUACGUAAUGUACCGGAUGUCGAUCCUAACGUAGAAAUCUGUACCUUCCAUUCCAACGGACACGGAAUGUGCAAUGGUGACUCCGGCAGUCCGCUGAUGCGCGCCGACCGCAACCAGCAGAUAGGUAUCGUGUCCUGGGGCCUGCCGUGUGCGCGCAAUGCUCCCGACAUGUUCGUGCGUCUAAGCGCAUACCGUUCUUGGAUCGAACAGAACACGCAAUAA